GUAUGUUGCUAAAAAUUGGAUGAUCACAAAAUGUUAUUGAUAUUUAAUUAAUAAUUGAUCUCUACACCACUCAGCUGAGUAUGAAUGACAGCUUAACAAUGGGAAGUACAAUGGGAAUGAGUAGGUCUACUGAGACACAAAAUGUACCAAGAAAACCAAAGAAAUCAUUCAUACAAAACAUUCUAUCUAAAUGUAAUCGCAAGAAAGCCAGUGAUGAAGUGGGUACAUUUGAAGAGUUAACAUCAUCUCCACAGCCAACCGCAUCAGCGCCAGCUAUGGCGUUGGCAACUAAUUCUGACAACGAGAAGAAAACUGACAAAACCAAACAUCUCGCAUUACUAAUGAACAACAACAACUCAACAACUGCCAGUGAGCAUGGUGAUCCAAAUGAAAAAUCAUCGAAUCAAGUGGAAAAUUCUUGGAAGUUCAUUGAAUCAUGGAUUAAGAGUAAGCAGCAGGAAAAACACCAGAGGCCUAUUUUCAAAUCUAGUUGGAAAACUAUCAGAGUUUUUGUCUCAUCAACGUUCACUGACAUGCACAAUGAAAGAGAAAUACUUGUUAAAAAGGUUUUCCACAAGCUAAGACAAUGGUGUGAAGAGAGAAAGUUCAAUUUAGUUGAAUGUGAUUUAAGAUGGGGGGUGCCGAAAGAUUCCACGAGUACCACCACUAUCACUGUCUGUUUGGAAGAGUUGGAUAGGUGCAUUGAAGAGAAUGAUGACAAACCAUUCUUCAUUUGUACCAUUGGUGAAAGGUAUGGCUGGAUUCCGAAAGAAGAUGAAGUGAAUGAGGAGAUUAGGAAUAAGUACGACUGGGUGCCAAACGUUUCUAUCACCCACAUGGAAAUACUACAUGGAGCCUACAGGUUAAAGAACCCGAACGCACUGUUCUGCUUUCGCGAGCCAGAUUUCUUGAAGAACAUUCCAGAUAAAUAUAAAAACAAGUUUGUUGAUGAGGAAGAUUUAUCAGUGCAACAGUUGAUGAAAUUAAAAGAGAAGUUGAAAUGUCAGUUCACUGACCAGUACUUUGAUUAUUCUUGCGAAUACUCUCAUCUGGAUAUGACAACGGGAAGAGAAAAGGUGUUUAUAAACAUUCCUGAAACAUUUGAAAGCAAAGUUUACGAUUUCCUAACGAAAGCCAUCCUCAGACAAUAUCCUGACAAUGAAACUUCUAAAGAAUUCACCAAUGAAGAACAAGAUGACUUCUCACACAAUUCAUUCCUCAUUUUAAAGUCCAAUUUCGUGGUUGGAAGAAAAGAUGAGUUGAAAUCCAUUAUGAAAUUCAUUGAUGGUCAUUACGAUGAUUAUAAGGACGGUGAUGAUGUAAGUGAAAUUGGCUCGUUAACGUUGAAAAAACGAGAAGAAGGAGAAGAAGAAGAUGAUGAUGGUAAAAAUCUUAGAUUAGAGUGUGAAAGAUUUAAUUUGGGUGAGCAUAGCAGACGAUUGCUGUGUAUUUAUGGUGAAACUGGGGUAGGUAAGUGCACCAUCGUCAGUCAAGUUGGCAGACAUUUAUUGGAGAAAAAUCGAAAAGUUUUCUACCAUAAUGUGACGUGUUCAACCAAUGGAAUGAACUGGAACAAUGUUCUGCAUAGGAUGAUUAGGUUCCUCUCCAAUGGAAACUUUCAAGAGAUAAAUGAAGAGAAUUCAAUGGAUUUUGAUUUUUUGACCAACUUGCUCUCUAAAAGUUUGAUGUCAGUGACAGAUGAAGUCGUUAUGAUCAUAUACGGUGUUGAAAAAAUGGAAAACCACGACGCAACAGAUUGCCUGGCCUGGUUGCCGCCACGCUUCCCCAGGAACGUGAAAGUUAUCGUCUGCGUGGACAGCAAGCACUACAUCUGCAACCAUCGCCUUCGUAAUAAGGAUCCAUUCUUCUUGAAUGUGGAUUUCUUUUCUGAGGGUGAUGCCGAUGAGUUCAUACGCGAGUACCUUCUCAAGUUUAACAAGAAACUCGAUGCAGACCAGACGAAAAGUUUGCUGAUGAACGAAUCAUCUCGUAGCCCCAUUUGGCUCAGUAUUGUCUGCGAAGAGCUUCGAAUUUUUGGUGAUUUUGCGACGCUUACGAACAAAAUCAAAUCCUUUCCAUCUGAUCUGAAACAUCUUUUGAAGGAGGUGAUAGAGAGGUUACUUAGAGAGGAUGAUACGAAACUACUCAACAAGCUGUUGUGCCUCUUAGUUUCGUCGCAUUCCGGUCUGCCGGAAUCUGAAAUGCUAAAACUUCUCGGAGAUCCAGCCAAGGACGUUGAGAUUCCUAUGGUCACGUGGGCCACUCUGAAAAGCUAUCUGAAACCUUUCCUAACUAUGACGUCAUCGUGCAAUGGCAAAGUUGUUAAAGUCAAAUUGUCGUAUGACGCAUUCAUCGAGGUUUUGAAAUCGACAUUAUUAACAGAGGAGUCGAGUAAGGAAUGGCACAAAUACCUGGCAGAUUUUUAUGAGUUUUACAACAAAGAUGAUUAUUACAUCGACGACGACUUGCCUCACAAUUUCCUUCAUUCGGGACUCUGGAAAAGAAUGGCAGAUUUUUACAGAACAAACACGAGAACGUUCGCUAUGCACGCUAUCCUUCGUUCUAAAAUACUCCAGCCUAUACGUUGCACUCGAAUGGUGAAUAAGAACAUACCAAGCUUCACUUAUCCCGUCAUGGCCUGCAUGAAUUGCUCGUUCAGGUCGAAAGUCAUCUCUCCAACUGCACACCAGACCAAAGAACUUUGUUUGAUCUGCGGCAGUUGGGUUGCUUUCAAGAAGCCAGAUUCAAUAGCUCACCUUUGUCAAAACCAUGGAUUUAAUUUUAAAAACAAGUGCUUCUUUUGUCAAAUGCCCAUCAUGUCUUCCCCUCACGACAACGCUCACAAACUAAAAUCUUUCCAUAACAGACAUGCGAUUGACACAAUUGUUCAAAAUCUAAAACUUCUCAAAAAUGAUAUUCAAGGGUUUUGGUACAGUCUAGUGCUGCCCAUAUUGUACCUCUUCAAGGCUAUGGAUUUCAACAGUUAG
Molecule: messenger RNA, 2987 nt
Organism: Helobdella robusta
Lineage: Eukaryota; Metazoa; Annelida; Clitellata; Rhynchobdellida; Glossiphoniidae
Exons: 18
Coding region: 81-2987 (968 amino acids)
Cellular component (GO): Cul4-RING E3 ubiquitin ligase complex
Source: RefSeq, a predicted model, not a curated record